Messenger RNA from Sodiomyces alkalinus F11, 576 nucleotides. RefSeq lists its product as hypothetical. The transcript is spliced from 2 exons. Bases 1 to 576 code for a protein of 191 amino acids. The record is from RefSeq and is a predicted model, not a curated record. NCBI's taxonomy places the organism in Eukaryota, Fungi, Ascomycota, Sordariomycetes, Glomerellales, Plectosphaerellaceae.
AUGAGACGAGCUACCCAUCUCCUCCCCUUCCUCGCCGGCCUGGCGGCCGCCCAAGACGUCUACCUGCGAAACUUCUCCGACGUGGACGAAUCCGGCAUUCCUCGUCAGUGCCGGCUGGCAUACAAUGUUCCGCUGGAAGGAUGCCGUGCCGGCGACUUCUUCCCCGGGGCCACUUGCUCGACGUCAUGCCUGUUCGGUAUCUCGAAGCUGCAAGCCGACAUCCAGCUCGCGUGCGGCGGUGUCCUGGUUCCCAUCAACACGCUGCUGGCCCAGGCUCUCCUCGGGAACCUCCCGCUCGUGCUCUGCCCCAACAAUGACGACACCAACGCCAACACCAACACCCUCCACUUUUACCACCGAGUCCUCAAGCACCACAUCCACAACGCCCACUUCGAUAUUAACAACUACAUCGACGUCGACGUCAACAACAAUAACAAUACCCACAUCGACCAGUUCAAGUUCAUCGAGCGAAUCAUCCGUCGUGCUGCCUUCAACAAGUCGCACUCCCACCGGGACGGAUACCCCGUCUCCCUCUUCUCCUACGGAAACGCCGCCCGAGCCAGAGGUCGACGAUGA